UCUCCCCUUCCUUCCAGCCAGGGUUAAACCAAAACAAUCGUCUCUUCUUCUUCUGCGCUUUUUCGCUUCAGACUCUCUCUCUCACACAUAAACCCUCUCUCUCUCUCUCGCUCUAGGUUUUGUAGUGAAUUUUGAUGUUAUCAAUCCCUAUACACAACCACCAGUAACAACAACAACCAUGGCUGCUACCCUAAGAUCCAACUUGCCGUCGAGGUUACGCCACCUUCUAUCCGCUGACGGAGGAGGAGGACUUGUUACUCCCAAUUUUACACUCCACUCCGAUACUCCUCUAAACGUAAAGACAUUUAUUGACACAGUGAUUCAGUGUCCAUUGCAAGACAUAGCCAUCCCUCUCUCAGCUUUCCGUUGGGAGUACAACAAGGGAAUUUUUCAUCAUUGGAGGCCACUCUUCUUGCACUUUGAUACAUACUUCAAGACAUAUUUGUCUACUAGGAAGGAUCUUUCCUUGGCAGAUGAUAUUGUAGAAGAAGAAGAUGAUACCCCUUUCCCAAAGCAAUCAGUCCUCCAAAUUCUGCGUGUCAUGCAAAUCAUCUUAGAGAAUUGCCAAAACAAGAGCUCAUUUACUGGCUUAGAGCAUUUGAAGCUCUUGCUUGCAUCAACUGAUCCUGAGGUCCUCAUUGCAACAUUAGAGACUCUUUCAUCAUUAGUGAGAAUAAAUUCUUCAAAGCUUCAUGCAACUGGGAAGCUUGUUGGAUGUGGUUCUAUAAACAGCUGUCUUUUGUCAUUAGCACAAGGAUGGGGGAGCAAGGAAGAAGGGUUGGGUUUAUAUUCAUGUGUUGUUUCAAACGAAAAGACCCCAGACGAUAGUCUUUCCUUAUCUCCUUCUACUGAUAGUGAUAAAUCUCAAAAUCGCAUGAGGUCGACUCUAUAUUUCGAGUUGCAUGGCACACAUACCCAAGAUGUGGGUCCCUCCGCAAGUGUUAUUCACAUUCCAGAUCUUCAUACAUGGAAGGAGGAUGAUCUGUUUAUUAUGAAGCAACUGGUGGAGAAGUACAACGUGGGUCCCGAACAUCGGUUUUUGUUGCUGACUAGGAUCAGGUAUGCACACGCUUUCCGCUCACCCAGAAUAUCUAGGCUGUACAGCAAGAUAUGUCUUCUUGCCUUCAAUGUUCUUGUUCAAUCUGGUGAUUCACAUGAUGAGCUCGUGUCUUUUUUUGCAAACGAACCUGAAUAUACAAACGAGCUAAUCAGGCUUGUGAAAUCUGAAGAAACCAUAUCUCCAACUAUUCGUAUGCUUGCAAUUCACGCUCUUGGGUCUCAAGUAGCUGCCUAUUCUUCAUCUCAUGAGCGGGCCCGCAUUUUGAGUACAGGUGGAAGCCGUGUGAUCUUUAUUAAUGUGCUGCAAAAGGAGAUUUCAUCGUUAAACAAGUCUACUGAUCCACCGUCUAUUGCAUUCAUUGAAGCACUCCUUCAAUUUCACUUACUUCAAGUGAUAACAACUUCAAGUCCUGGAAACAUUAUACGGGGUUCGGGAAUGGUUUCAACUUUUUUACCCCUGUUAGAUGACACCGAGCCCACGCACAUGAAUCUUGUCUGUUUGGCUGUGAAGACUCUACAAAAACUCAUGGAUUACAGCAAUUCAGCAGUCACUCUUUUACAAGACUUAGGAGGAGUUGACCUUUUGACCAACCGACUGCAUAUAGAAGUUGUUAGAAUGAUUGAUUCAAUGAGAAUUGGGGAGUCCUCAGACACAAUUGAUGAUCAUAUUCAUUCACAACACAGGCUUAUUAGGGUUUUAUUAAAGGCACUUAGUUCAGCUACUUACGCUUCAGCAAGUACUACAAGAUCUCAGAAUCCUCAUGAUAUCUCCCUACCAGCAACUCUUUCAAUGAUCUUUAAAAACAUGGAUACAUUUGGAGGUGAUAUAUAUUCAUCAGCUGUGCAGGUUAUGUGUGAGAUGAUUCACAAAGAUCCUACAUGCUAUGCAUCAUUAGAUGAAAUUGGUCUUCCCAAUGCCUUCUUAUUAUCAGUGACAGCUGGUGUUCUUCCUUCUUCCAAGUCUCUUGCAUGUGUCCCGAAUGGUCUCGGUGCGAUUUGUCUCAAUACAAAGGGGUUAGAGGUGGUAAAAGAAAAGUCAUCAUUGAGGUUUUUGGUUGACAUUUUUACUGACGAGAAAUAUGUCCUUCCAAUGAAUGAUGCUAUCGUGCCUUUAGCAAAUGCUGUUGAGGAACUUUUGCGUCAUGUCUCUUCACUUAGAGUCACCGGUGUAGAUUUGAUUAUUGAAAUUAUUAAUAAAAUUGCAUCAAUUGAGGACCGCAAAGGUGCAGAACAGUCGGGAAAAGUCGAUGUGAGUAAUGUUACGGAUAUGGAUACUGAAGAGAAAGAAAAGUCAACCAUGGAAGGAGAUAGUAACGAGCCAUUCAUCCAAUCAUGCAUUUUUCAUGUGAUGGUGUUAGUUCAUAGAACAAUGGAAAACGCUGAAACAUGUCGGCUUUUUGUGGAAAAAAACGGUAUCGACGCUUUAUUGAAGCUUUUAUUAAGACCAAGUAUAACUCAGUCUUCUAAAGGGAUGUCUAUUGCUUUGCAUAGCACAAUGGUCUUCAAAAGUUUUACUCAGCAUCAUUCUGCUGCUUUGGCAAGUGCCUUUUGUUCCUCUUUAAGGCAGCAUUUAAAGUCAACUCUAACCGGAUUUGAUCUUCUUUCCGGAUCUUUUCUUUUGGAUCCCAAAUCCACCCCAGAUGCAAGGGUUCUCUCUUCGCUUUUUCUUGUUGAAUUUCUUCUGUUUUUAGCUGCCUCAAAAGACAAUCGAUGGAUUACUGCAUUGCUCCAAGAAUUUGGAAACGGAAGCAAGGAUGUUCUAGAAGAUAUCGGAAGAAUUCAUCGCGAGAUUUUAUGGCAGAUUGCUUUACUCGAAGAUACCAAGUUUGAAAAAAAUGAGGAUGUUAGUGACGGUGCUGCUGAUGUGUCACAGCCUUCAGAAUCUGAAGAACAAAGAUUGGAUUCUUUUAGGCAGUUUCUUGAUCCGUUAAUGAGAAGAAGAAUGUCUGGAUGGAGUUUUGAGUCACAAUUUUUUGAUUUGAUUAACCUGUAUCGUGAUCUCACCCAUGCCUCUGGCACACAUGGUCCAUCAGAACCACGUAGUGGUGCUGGUCAACGGUCAACCCCUUCUGGAACUUCAGACAUGAUACGGUCACUAUCUAUACACAUCACCCAUUUGUUUCAAGAGCUAGGAAAAGCUAUGCUGCUUCCUUCUAGAAGACGAGAUGACUUGGAGACUGUAACUCCUUCAAGAUCUGUGGCUUCUACAUUUGCUGCCAUCACACUUGAUCAUAUGGAUUUUGAAGGACACAUGGCAUCCUGGUCAGCAAAAUGUCGUUACCUGGGGAAGGUUGUAGAUUUUAUUGAUGGCAUUCUACUAGAAAAGUCUGAUUCUUGUAAUCCCAUCCUGUUAAAUUGUUUGUAUAGUCGUGGGGUUAUUAAGUCAGUUAUGACCACAUUUGAAGCCACCAGUGAGUUACUUUUCACUGUCAACAAAACUCCUGCAUCUCCAAUGGAGACUGAUGACGGAGUUUUAAAGCAAACAGACACAGAAGAACCGGUUCAUUCAUGGAUUAAUGAUUCAUUAGCCAACUAUGGUAAACUUAUGGAUCACCUCGUGACUUCAUCUUUUAUUUUGUCGUCUUCUGCCAAACAAUUGCUUACACAACCCCUUGUAAAUGGAGGAAGCAUUCAUCUUCCACAGGAUCCCGAGGUUUUUGUUAGGGUCCUACAAUCUAUGAUCUUGAAAACCGUGCUUCCGUUAUGGACUCAUCCUCAGUUUACGGAUUGUAAUGAUGAUUUCAUCGCUACUGUAAUAUCUAUCAUCCGUCAUGUCUUUUCUGGGGUCGAAGUGAAAAAUGUAAGCAAUGGCGGGUCACAUCCGACUGCUCCUUUGAGUGAAACGAGCAUUUCGACAAUAGUUGAAAUGGGGUUUUCAAGAUCUCGUGCAGAGGAGGCUUUGAGGCAAAUUGGGUCAAACAGUGUUGAGUUGGCGAUGGAAUGGUUAUUCUCACAUCCUGAGCAAGUCCCAGAAGAUAAUGAACUUGCUCGUGCACUUGCUAUGUCUCUUGGUAAUAAUUCAUCUAAUGCAAAAGAAAGCGUUGCAAAUGAAACCAAUCAACAGAUUGAAGAGGAAACUGUGCAGUUGCCACCUGUUGAUGAAUUGUUAUCCACAUGUAAGAAGCUUCUACAAGUAAAGGAUUCUUUAGCAUUUUCAGUUCGCGACCUUCUUUUUAUGAUAUGUUCACAGGAUGAUGGUCAAUACAGAUCAAAUGUUGUAACGUUUAUCGUUGACCAGAUUGCUGACAAUGGAAAGAAUACGAUGAUGAUAUCUUCCCUCUUCCAUGUUCUUGCUUUGCUUCUUAAAGAUGAUAAUGACUUGAGGGAAGUUGCUUCCAAAAGUGGUCUGGUUAAAGUUGCUGCAGAUCUUUUGUCGGAUUGGAACUCUGAGAAUGAAAAUAUACAAACUGUUCCUAAAUGGGUGACACCAGCUUUUCUCGCUGUUGACCGCCUUGCUCAUGUGGACCAAAAGCUGAAUGCUGAUAUUAUUUCAGAGCUAUUAAAGAAAGAUGCUGUUGUGAUUGAUGAAGAAAAACAAAAUAAGGUUCAACCCGAUAUAGGGCUUAUUGAUAUAGAAGAUCAAAAGAGACUUGUUGAAAUAUCUUGUCAUUAUUUAAAGAAUCACCUUCCUGCUGAAACAAUUCAUGCUGUUCUUCAACUAUGUUCCACACUUACAAGAGAUCAUUCUGUUGCUGUUAGCUUCUUAAAUGCUGGUGGUUUGCCUUUGCUGCUAUCUUUGCCUGCAAAUAGUCUGUUUGUUGGUUUUGAUAAUGUUGCGGCUACUAUCAUUCGCCAUAUUCUUGAAGACCCACAAACACUCCAACAAGCUAUGGAAUCUGAAAUAAAACAGAGUGUUGUGACAGCUGUCAAUCGACAAUCCAGUAGCAGGCUCACACCCCAUAACUUCCUCUUGAAUUUGACUUCUGUUAUUUCACGUGAUCCUGUUGUUUUUAUGCGGGCGGCCCAGUCUGUAUGCCAAAUUGAGAUGGUUGGUGACAGACCAUAUGUUAUAUUGCUUAAAGGCAAGUCCAAAGAAAAAGAAAAAACAGAGACUAUGGCUGAUGGAAAACUUCCUGAGGCAAAUGUGAAGCAUGUUAAAGCUCAUAGAAAACCGCCUCUGAGUUUUGUGAAUGUAAUUGAGCUGCUAUUGGAUUCAGUUAUGAAUUUUGUGCUACCUGUAAAAGAUGAGGCUGUGGCAUUGUCUGGAGACGAGGCAUCAUUAACUGAUAUGGACAUCGAUUCGAUAUUAAACAAGGGUAAGGGGAAGGAACAUGAAAAUGAAAGUGGUGGGCAGGAACUUUAUGCCUCGCUAGCGAAACUUGUAUUCAUUCUCAAGCUUUUAACAGAUAUUCUCUUGGUGUAUGGUCCAUCAGUUCAUGUUCUGCUUCGAAGAGAUGGUGAAAUUACUCAAAAGGGUCAUACUAGUAUUCGUGGAGGUGGAGUAUUUCAUCAUAUUCUUCAUCAGUUUCUUCCUUAUUCAAGAAAUUCUAAAAAGGAGAAAAAGACAGAUGUUGACUGGAGACAUAAACUAGCAAACCGAGCUAGUCAGUUUUUGGUGGCUGCGUGUGUGCGUUCUGCAGAGGCAAGGAAGAGAGUUUUUGUGGGGAUUAAUAAUGUUUUUACUGAUUUUGUUAAUUCUUCUAUAGUUCCUCAACCACCAGGAAAUGAUAUCCAGGCUUUUGUUGAUUUGCUGAGUGAUGUGGUGGCAGCCCGUUCACCAACAGGCUCUUCAAUUUCAAGUGAAGCUUCGGUUUCGUUUAUUGAUGUUGGUCUGAUAAGGUCACUUACGCUAAUUUUGCAAGUGUUGGACCUGGACCAUCCCGACUCACUUAAGGUGGCACCUGGGAUUGUAAAGGUUCUAGAGGUGGUCACUAAAGAACAUGUCCAUGCCGCUGAGAAAGGUGAUAAUACAACAAAACCUCUAGAUCAUACAGAAAACGAACAAACAGAAAAUAUUGGUGAUAUAUCUCAGUCUAGAGAAACUGAGCCUGCUACAGAUGACAUGGAACAUGAUCAGGAUAAUGAUGUUCCUCCAAGUGAAGAUGAUUACAUGCAUGAAACUUCUGGUAACACAAAUGGUUUUGAUUCUGUGGGAAUAAGAUUUGAAAUCCAACCUGAUAGUCAAGAGAGUCUAGAUGAAGACGAUGAUGAAAUGUCAGGGGAUGAAGGAGAUGAAGGAGAUGAAGAAGAAGAAGAGGAAGAAGAAGAAGAAGAAGAUGGAGGAAACAAUGAUCUUGAAGAUGAAGUCCAUCAUCAUUUGCCUCAUCUUGACACAGAUCAAGAUGACAAUGAAAUUGAUGAAGAUGAAUUUGAUGAGGAUAUGAUUGAGGAAGAAGAUGAUGAGGAGGAUGAGGAGGAUGGUGAAGGUGAUGGUGAUGGUAGAGUUAUAUUAGGACUGAGUGAGGAAAUGAAUGGGAUUAACAUGCUGGAUCAUAUUGAGGUUUUUGGCAGAGAUAAUGAUGACACAUUCCACAUGAUGCCUGUUGAAGUUUUUGGUUCAAGACGUCAAGGUCGUACCACAUCCAUCUAUAAUCUUCUUGGGAGAUCUCGUGAGACAUCAGCUCCAGCUCAGCAUCCACUUCUAAUCGACCCUUCGUCACGUCCGGUUUCAUCUCGACAAGCAGGCAACACUCGUGACAGAAAUUUGGAGUCAACUUCAUCACGUUUGGAUUCGGUAUUUAGAUCUUUGAGAAAUGGGCGCCGUGGACACCGUUCAAGCAUGUGGGCUGAUGACCUUCAAACGGGUGGAUCAAACCCUUCCAGCAUUCCUUCAGGUCUUGAAGAUUUGUUGGUUUCUCAUUUGAGACCUCCAACCCCUGUGAAUCCGCCUGAUCAUGACACAGGAAUAGAGGGUCAUACACAAGAUGAGACUGCUGGGAUGGUACCUGAACCCACCACCGAGAACACUGGUAAUAGUGACCCCGCAGUAAAUGAAUCUCAAACAUCCAUUAGACAUCCUCAAUCUGAUCACAAUUCUGCUGAAGGUGUGAGCCAAGAAAACAAUGAAAAUGAGACUACAUUAGGAGAAAGUCAUAGAAGCUUGGAUGUGGAAAUUGGAAGUGCAAAUGCAUCACUUGUGAAUACAACUAUAACAUCAGCAAGCGGGUCCCUUCAUAGUGUACCUGAGGUAUCAGAAAACCAUAGUCAAGAAAUAGAGCAAGGUGCUGCAGCUGCUGAUGCACGGAUUGACCCUACAUUCCUGGAUGCACUUCCUGAUGAAUUGCGUGCUGAGGUUUUAUCUGGUCAAUCAGGUCCAGUGACACAAGUUUUAAAUACUGAACAUCAGAAUGGUGGGGUCAAUGACAUUGACCCUGAAUUCCUUGCCGCACUCCCGCCAGAUAUUCGAGCAGAAGUUUUAGCACAACAACAAGCACAAGCGGUACAACGGUCACAAGAAUUGGAAGGUCAACCUGUGGAGAUGGAUACUGUCUCGAUAAUCGCUACAUUUCCUUCAGAAAUACGGGAAGAGGUUCUCUUAACGUCAUCUGAUGAUGUUCUUUCCAAUCUUACACCGGCGCUUGUUGCUGAGGCAAACAUGUUGAGAGAGAGGUUCCGACGCCACAACCGGACACUUUUUGGUAUGUUCCCUAGAAGUAGGAGGGGUGAAUCUUCUAGAGGAGGUGAAGGAAGCCUGGAUCGAGUUAGUGGGACCAUUACUCAUCGGUCAACAGGAAGUCAGCCCAUUGAAACUGAAGGAGCUCCUUUAGUUGAUACAAAAGAUCUUAAAGCAAUGACUCGUUUGCUUCGAGUAGUUCAGCCACUCUAUAAACCUCAACUGCAGAGACUGCUCUUGAACCUAUGUGCUCAUGUUGACACCAGAUCUGCUAUGAUAAAAAUAUUGAUGGACCUUUUGGUUCUUGAUACAAGAAAUCCCAACAGUGAUUUGAACGCUUCUGAGCCCUCCUAUCGCCUUUAUGCUUGCCAGAGUCAUCUCAUGUAUUCUCGCGCUCAAAGUUUUGAUGGUGUACCGCCAUUGGUGUCACGUCGCGUUCUUGAAACACUAACAUUUCUGGCCAGGAAUCAUAAAUUUGUUGCAAAACUUUUGCUACAGUUUAGAAUACAAACAUCUGAUCAGGCUCGUGGGAAAGCUGUUAUGAUUGUUCAAGAUGAUGAAUCAGAAAAACAUCAGUAUCAUGAUGGUGUAUUAGCCAUAACAUUGCUGUUAAGCCUCUUAAAGCAACCGCUUUAUUUGAGAAGUAUUGCACAUCUUGAGCAGUUGCUAAACUUAUUAGAUGUCAUCAUUGAUAAUGCCGAACGUAUGCAAGUGUCGGUUCCACAUGGGGAACCUGUUGCUGAAGAAUCUGCUCAAAUGUCAACUUUAGAUGGCGAAACAAAUCCGAAUAGUAAAUUAUCCAAGAUUGAUGAUGCCUCUAAGCCCUCAUCCUCUGGUGUUCAUACCGAAAAUGAAUCUCAUACUAUUCUGCUAAAUUUGCCACAAGCAGAACUCCGUCUUCUCUGCUCGUUGCUUGCAAAUGAAAGUUUAUCGGACAAUGCUUACGCUCUUGUUGCUGAUAUAUUGAAGAAGUUGGUCGCUAUUGCUCCUCUUCACUGUCAUUUGUUCAUAACCGAGCUAGCUGGCUCUAUGAAAAACUUGACUAAGUUAGCAAUUAAUGAACUACGCGUGUUUGGUGAAAUGGAGAAAGCACUGAUUAAUACAUCUGGUUCAGAUGGAGCAGCAAUCCUUAGGGUUAUACAAGCGUUAAGCUCACUAGUUGCUACACUUAAUCAAGAAAAAGACAACGUAGCUCUUGAAAACGAGCAAUCUGCGACCCUUGCUUUAGUAAAUGACAUAAAUGCUGAUUUGGAGCCGUUAUGGAUGGAGUUGAGCACAUGUAUAAGCAAAAUAGAGAGUUUUACUGACACUACCCCUGAAGUAUCUUCUUCAUCAUCAAUAAACUUAACAUCAAGACCUAGUGCAUUUCCACCACUGCCUGCUGGCACUCAGAAUAUCUUGCCGCACAUAGAAUCAUUCUUUGUGACGAGUGAGAAGUUGCAUUUCGGGCAUGAUUCUGAUGAUGUCAAUGUUCCCGAGAGUCAUUUGAAACCGUUAGGGACUUCUGUAAAAGUUGAUGAAAAGAAUGUUGCUUUUGUAAGAUUUGCCGAGAAACACAGGAAGCUUCUUAAUGGUUUUAUCAGACAAAACCCGGGAUUGCUUGAGAAGUCCUUCUCGGUUAUGCUAAAGGUUCCUCGUUUUAUCGAUUUCGACAAUAAACGCUCGUACUUCAGAUCGAAAAUUAAGCAUCAACAUGAGCCUCAUCAUCAUAGUGGUUUGAGAAUAUCUGUUAGAAGAGCAUAUAUACUUGAAGAUUCAUAUAAUCAGCUGCGAAUGAGAUCCACUGAAGAGUUGAAGGGUAGGCUGACUGUACAUUUUCAAGGGGAAGAAGGUAUUGAUGGAGGUGGACUUACGAGGGAAUGGUAUCAGUUGUUAUCGAGGGUAAUUUUUGAUAAGGGAGCUUUGCUUUUUACAACUGUUGGUAAUGAGUCAACCUUUCAACCAAAUCCAAAUUCUGUUUUUCAGACAGAACACAUCUCGUACUUCAAAUUUGUUGGCAGAGUUGUUGGGAAAGCACUAUUUGAUGGGCAGUUGCUUGAUGUUCAUUUUACAAGAUCUUUUUACAAGCAUAUGCUUGGGGCAAAAGUAACCUACCAUGACAUUGAAGCAAUUGACCCAGGUUACUUCAAAAACUUGAAGUGGAUGCUUGAGAAUGAUAUUAGUGAUGUUUUAGACCUAACAUUUAGCAUUGACGCCGAUGAAGAGAAGCUAAUCUUAUUUGAGAAAGCACAAGUAACUGACUAUGAACUGAUCCCUGGUGGAAGAAAUAUUCGAGUUACAGAGGAAAACAAACAUGAAUAUGUCAAUCUCAUUGCUGAGCAUCGGUUAACAACUGCUAUUCGCCCUCAGAUAAACGCAUUUUUGGAAGGUUUUAACGAGUUGAUCCCUCGUGGUAAUAUAUCCAUCUUUCAUGACAAGGAAUUGGAAUUGUUGAUAAGCGGACUUCCAGAUAUCGACUUGGAUGACAUGAGGGCGAACACAGAGUAUUCGGGGUACAGUGCUGCAUCUCCUGUUAUUCAUUGGUUUUGGGAAGUUGCUCAAGGCUUAAGCAAAGAAGAUAAGGCCCGUUUAUUGCAAUUUGUCACUGGCACCUCAAAGGUACCUUUAGAAGGGUUCAGUGCUUUGCAAGGUAUAUCUGGAUCCCAGAAGUUUCAGAUUCACAAGGCAUACGGAAGCUCUGACCGUUUGCCUUCUGCUCAUACAUGUUUCAACCAGUUGGAUCUACCUGAAUAUCCCUCUAAGCAACACCUGGAAGAGAGACUCCUGCUUGCAAUUCAUGAAGCCAAUGAAGGAUUUGGUUUCGGUUAAAAGUUGGAAAUGUAAGUAAAUAUGAUAUAAUAAACAUAAUAGGUUGAACAACAUAACAUACAUACAUAUAGUGUACAGUUUCUUUGGUUAUAUCAACAUUAUUAUUUUUCUAACUUC
Helianthus annuus (common sunflower) is the source of this 10537-nucleotide messenger RNA. RefSeq names its product E3 ubiquitin-protein ligase UPL2. Gene Ontology annotation, molecular function: protein binding; ubiquitin-protein transferase activity. The transcript is spliced from 17 exons. The record is from RefSeq and is a predicted model, not a curated record. Gene Ontology annotation, biological process: protein polyubiquitination; positive regulation of protein catabolic process; proteasome-mediated ubiquitin-dependent protein catabolic process. Lineage: Eukaryota; Viridiplantae; Streptophyta; Magnoliopsida; Asterales; Asteraceae. Bases 179 to 10420 code for a protein of 3413 amino acids.